Messenger RNA from Xiphophorus maculatus (southern platyfish), 2291 nucleotides. RefSeq names its product zinc finger protein basonuclin-1-like. The record is from RefSeq and is a predicted model, not a curated record. Gene Ontology annotation, cellular component: nucleus. Gene Ontology annotation, biological process: regulation of DNA-templated transcription. The coding region runs from base 218 to 2233 and encodes 671 amino acids. The transcript is spliced from 8 exons. NCBI's taxonomy places the organism in Eukaryota, Metazoa, Chordata, Actinopteri, Cyprinodontiformes, Poeciliidae.
AGCUCGGAUGAGGAAGAAACGACCAGAGAUGGAGCGGAGGAAGAGGAGGGAGCGACGAUGUGGAGAGGAAGAGGAGGAGAAAAGAAGAGACGUUAAAAAACUGCAGAUUGAUCACGAAGCGAAAGAAGAACUGGAAGAAAAUUAGAACAAAUAUUUUAUUUAACAAGAAUUAGAAGCAAGCAGCUCUUCUUUCACCAGCAUAGGAAAGGAUGAAGGUAUGAGGAUGACUCCAAAUGCUCAGGAGUCCGUCAGGUGCGGCGCGUCGUCCUGCAGCUGCGCCUGUUUUAAACCCGGAAAGGUCAAACUCAGGUCAUGUGAUCGCUGUGGACACGGCUGGGUGGAGCACGCUCUGGAGAAGGUCCAGGCCCGGCCGGCGUCCGGCUCCGGCCCGGUGGAGGUGGCCCUGCCGGGGCCGGUGUUUGACCUGAGCUCCCUGGUUCUGUUCGGAGCUCAGGCCGUUCCCGUCCAGCUGAAGAUCUUACUGGACCGACUCUACAGCGUCCUGCCUCCAGAGCAGGUGGGUCAGAUUCUGAACAGUCUGGGCUGGAGUUUGGGAGAUUACGUCCGAGGAUACAUGCUGCAGGUAAACCCAACUAGUCCAGUUAAAUCUUCUGAAAAUGGACACAAAGUUCUCACUUUUUAUCAGACAAGUUAUUUAAAACGUCCAGAAACGUUUCUUGAUCCGCUUUGUAAACUAAAUGAAACCAAAGCAGUAUACUUUAUUCACAACUUGAUUGUAAAACAUCGUUUCUCUGUCCAGAUCCUCAAAGGAUCGACUGAUCCAGGCUUUAUGAGAUCAAGUCCGUCAUUUAAAGUGACAGGUUUCAUUUCCAGAGUUGAAUCUGAGCUGUUGUUCCUGCAGCGUCCUGAUGGGGGCGUGUUGGAGCGCUGGGACACGGCCACGCCCCGGGAGCAGCUGCUGCUCCUCAGACAGUUCCUGCGCUUCGGAGAGACUCGGCCCAUAGUGGAGGUGAUGAUCCUGCAGCACCUGGAGGGUGAAGAGAUCCAGCCUGACCAGCAGCCAAACGCUCCGGUGAAAAACAUCCAGUCGGGUUCGAAUAACCGAGCGUCCGGUUUGAGACUCGGUUCUCUGAGAGACGGCCGGCUGGCGGAGAGCAACGCCGCCUCAGGAAACGGCCCAGCAGGACAGUCAGCGCUCCUGCCUUUCCACUUUCCACAAUCAGGCGUCUACCGUUCAGCAAAGGAAACAUUUCCUUCCACUGAGCUGCAAAACGUCCUGCAGGAUUUCAGGAAGAACAAACUGGUUCAGAAACACGACAGACAUCGAUGUGAGGAAGACGACGACUCUGAACGGCAGAGAUCAGAACCGGCCUUGGCCAUAAAAACCGACCCGGACAAGCCAAAUCCGUCACCGUGGCAACAGAACCCCAUCCUCCACCAGGACCGGGUUUUCCUCCAGAAGAGAUUCCUUUCUUCCUCUUCCUUCAACUUCUCACUUCCUCCUUCCUCCCUGGUGUGUUCUCCACUCCCCUCCUCUUCCUCCUCUCGCCUCCAACCUCCUCCAACGCUUCCCUCCUUCUCCUCCUCUUUCCUAAGACCUCUUCGCUCCUUUUCUUCCCCUCUCCUCCCUGUUACGUCGCCGUGUUCGUCCCUCCAUCCUCUCCCGUCUUCCCUUUGCUCCUUCCCUUCCCUCCUGGCCGCUGGGGGGCGGAAGGGCAGGGUCAGCUGUGGCGUCUGUGGGAAAAGCUUCUAUGACAAAGGAACCCUGAAGAUCCACUACAACGCCGUCCACCUGAAGAUCAAACACCGCUGCACCGUUCUGGGCUGCGCCAUGGUGUUCAGCUCCCUGCGCAGCCGCAACCGGCACAGCGCCAACCCGAACCCGCGGCUGCACACGGCCGGCAGCAGAGAGUCUCAGCCGUACCGAAACACGCUGAGUGGACAGAGCGGCCAAGAGAAACAGGAAACACAGGGAAGCAGGAACCAUGAUUCCUCUCACAGCCCGCCUCAGGAAGCCGCCUCCCCCGCUCCGCCUCUCAUCCCUCCAGCUCCACCCUCAGGGGGCAUCUGGCCCUCAGGGGGCAGCUGGCCCUCCGGGGGCAUCUGGCCCUCAGGGGGCUCCCCGUCUUCACUUACCAACCUGCAGACUGGUCAGCAGUGGUGGCGGGGGAAUCAGUCCUUACCACAGAAGAAGAAACCCAGGAAGUCGAGCAUGCCACUGAAAAUAGAAAGAGAGACAACUCAAAGCAGCAAACAUGAAGGCGAGAGCUGAAGAGCUGAAAGACUCUGAAAUAUUGUUUACAUUAAUAAAAAAGGGAGGAGGAGCUUCA